Tarenaya hassleriana is the source of this 1089-nucleotide messenger RNA. RefSeq names its product abscisic acid receptor PYR1-like. Lineage: Eukaryota; Viridiplantae; Streptophyta; Magnoliopsida; Brassicales; Cleomaceae. Gene Ontology annotation, biological process: abscisic acid-activated signaling pathway. The coding region runs from base 194 to 859 and encodes 221 amino acids. The record is from RefSeq and is a predicted model, not a curated record. Gene Ontology annotation, molecular function: abscisic acid binding; signaling receptor activity; protein phosphatase inhibitor activity. Gene Ontology annotation, cellular component: nucleus; cytoplasm. The transcript has a single exon.
UUCUUUGAACCCACCCACCUCUUCAAUUAAUUUCAUUUUCUUUUAUUACUUUUUAUUAUUCUUUUGUAUGGAAUUCCACUUUUACCCUUUCUUCCUCCCUCCAAAACGACCACCCCAAGCAGCACUCUCUCUCUCCCCCUCUCAUACAUUUAAAUAACGAAGGAUCGCCGGAGAAGGGGUUAAAUCCACUUCAAUGGCGGAUCAACAACCACUCCCAGACGAAACCCACCACAACACAAUCCAUCACCUAGCCAUGCCUCCCGGGUUGACCCGCGACGAGUUCACCGAGCUGGCUCACUCCAUCUCCGAGUUCCACACCUACCGACUCGGCCCCGGGCGCUGCUCCUCCCUCCUCGCCAAGCGAGUCCAUGCGCCGCCGGAUAUAGUGUGGUCCGUUGUUCGGCGCUUCGACAAGCCCCAGACGUACAAGCACUUCAUCAAGAGCUGCGUGGUGGGGGAAGGGUUCGAGAUGCGCGUGGGAUGCACGCGCGACGUGGACGUGAUAAGCGGGCUCCCGGCGAACACGUCGACGGAGCGGCUAGACCUCCUGGACGAGGAGCGGUGGGUGACGGGAUUCAGCAUCAUCGGAGGAGAGCACAGGCUCCGCAACUACCGAUCCGUCACGACGGUGCACGGCUUCCACCGCGGCGGCCGGAUCUGGACAGUGGUUCUGGAAUCGUACGUGGUGGAUGUGCCGGAGGGAAACACGGAGGAGGACACGAGGCUCUUCGCCGACACCGUCAUCAAGCUCAAUCUCCAGAAACUCGCCUCCAUCACCGAAUCCAUGGCUCCUCGCUCGGCCGAAGCUGCCGAUUAUCCGGUGGUGUGCGAGAGAGAGAGAGGAACGAUCAAUUUGUAAACUUUGCUGUUUGAGGGUCACAUCUUUUUCCACUACGGUUCUUUCUUCCGCACUUCGAAAUUCGAACGAUCAAAGGGAAAAGGGUAUUUUGGACAUUAUUAUCAUGGGGGACACGGUGAAACGAGGUUGAGGUUGGGGAUAGGAUGGCAAAAAGGAAAUUAAAACAAGUAGCUUAGCUGUAUUCCCAAAUUUAGCCCUAUGUUUCGUGGACGCAUUCAUCGUCGUAUCAA